Messenger RNA from Anopheles marshallii, 768 nucleotides. RefSeq names its product phosphomannomutase (gene Pmm2). Gene Ontology annotation, biological process: GDP-mannose biosynthetic process; mannose metabolic process; protein N-linked glycosylation. Gene Ontology annotation, molecular function: phosphomannomutase activity. The record is from RefSeq and is a predicted model, not a curated record. The coding region runs from base 1 to 768 and encodes 255 amino acids. NCBI's taxonomy places the organism in Eukaryota, Metazoa, Arthropoda, Insecta, Diptera, Culicidae. Gene Ontology annotation, cellular component: cytosol. The transcript is spliced from 2 exons.
AUGACGAAAGCGUCUCUAAACCGUGACGAUGUGUUGAUUCUGUUCGACGUGGAUGGCACACUAACGCCACCGCGACAAUCCAUCGCGGAGGAGAUGAAAACCUUCCUUUAUCAAACCGUGUUACCAAGGGCCACCCUGGGCGUGGUGGGUGGUUCCGAUCUGGAGAAAAUGUGCGAACAGUUGAAUGGGCAGGAAUUUUUGCAAAAGUUCGAUUACGUCUUCCCGGAGAAUGGACUGGUGCAGUACGAGUCGGGCAAAGAGAUGGGUAAAAUGUCCAUCAGCCAGCAUCUUGGCGAGGACGUGCUGAAGCGUUUUAUUAACUACUGUUUGCACUACAUUGCCGAUUUGGAGCUGCCCAUCAAGCGGGGCACAUUCAUCGAGUUUCGCAACGGUAUGCUGAAUGUGUCCCCGAUCGGGCGCAACUGUUCGCAGGAGGAACGGAAUCGGUUCUACGAGUACGAUCAAACGCAUCACGUGCGUCAGACGAUGAUUGACCGGCUGAGGGAGAAAUUCUCGGAAGUGGAUCUUACGUAUAGCAUCGGUGGACAGAUAAGCUUCGACGUGUAUCCAGUCGGGUGGGAUAAGACGUUCUGUUUGCGUCACAUUGCCAAACGUACGAAACCGUUCCGGGAAAUUCAUUUCUUUGGCGAUAAAACGAGUCCGGGCGGUAACGAUUAUGAAAUCUUUUCUCACUCGCAAACAAUCGGCCACCGGGUGGUGUCGCCGGACGACACUCGGAAGCAGUUGGCGGAACUGUUGAAACUGUAA